CUGGUUCCCCUGACGACGGGCUUGCGCUGGGCGCCACAGCCUGGGAGAUGCUGAUCCGGCGGCCGCGCGAUUCCCUGCAGGCCUUGCAGCGCCGCACUCGGGAACUGAAGCAGCAGGUUGACAGUGUGUUUUCUGAGAGUCAAUUGAAAGGUGCUCUAGAAGCCAGUAAGAGGCGUGAUAUUUACCAGAGAUGUAUCCAAUUAAAACAGGCAAUAGAUGAAAAUAAAAAUGCUCUUCAAAAAUUAAGCAAGGCUGAUGAACCUGCACCUGUCGGGAACUAUAAUCAGAAAAAAGAGGAGCAGAACCGUCUUUUGGAUAAGCUUACCCACCAACUGCAAGAACUCGCUGGGUCCAUAAGUAGAGAAAAUAAAACUGAAAUUGGGACACUUACUAAAAAAGAGGAAGAUGGCGAUUCUGCUGAAGAAGACGAGGAAGACGAUGAUGAAGAAGAAAGUGAAGAAAGUGGGGGAGAGGAAGAAGAAACAGAAGAGGAAGAGGAAGAGAAACAGGAAAGUAAAUCCCACCAACAGGCUACAGGUGAAGAAUACAUUGCUCUUGGAGAUUUUACUGCUCAGCAAGUUGGGGAUCUUACAUUUAAGAAAGGGGAAAUUCUCCAUAUAAUUGAAAAAAAACCUGAUGGUUGGUGGAUGGCUAAGGAUGCCAAAGGAAACAAAGGUCUCAUUCCCAGAACCUACUUGGAGCCAUAUGAUAAAGAAGAAAGCCAAGAAUCAAGUGAAGAAAGCAGUGAAGGAGAUGUAAAGGUGGGGGAUGAAACAGCAGAGGGAGCAGAAGUUAAACAAAGAACUGAUUCUCACUGGAGUGCUGUCCGAAAAGCUAUCUCAGAGCAGGUGAACACUGUGGAUGUGUUAACCACAAUGGGAACUAUUCCUGCUGGGUUCAGACCUUCCACGCUUUUCCAGCUUCUAGAGGAAGGGACUCAAUUUCGAGCAAGUUACUUCUUACAACCAGCGCUUACUCCUUCACAACUGGCCUUCAGAGAUCUAAUGUGGGAUGCUAAAACAGGCACUAUUAAGUCAAGACCAAGUCGUGUUUCAUUCAUUCUGACCCUCUGGAGCUGUAAAAUGAUUCCUCCUCCAGGAACAAGCAUCCAGGUUCUCAGCAGACAUGUGCGCCUCUGUCUUUUUGAUGGUAAUAAGGUUCUGAGCAACGUUCAUACAGUCAGAGCCACAUGGCAACCUAAACAACCCAAAACAUGGACCUUUUCUCCCCAGGUUACUGGCAUCCUGCCAUGCUUGCUUGAUGGUGAUUGUUUUAUCAGGUCUAACUCUUCAUCUCCAGAUCUUGGAAUAUUAUUUGAACUUGGAAUUUCUUACAUUCGCAAUUCAACCGGUGAAAGAGGAGAAUUAAGCUGUGGCUGGGUGUUUCUUAAACUUUUUGAUGCCAGUGGAAUUCCUAUCCCAGCAAAAACUUAUGAACUCCUCUUGAAUGGUGGCACCCCUUAUGAGAAAGGUGUGGAAGUGGACCCUGCAGUAUCCAGAAGAGCACAUGGGAGUGUUUUCCAGCAGAUUAUGAUAAUGAGAAGGCAGCCUCAACUUUUAGUGAAACUGAGAUCUUUGAACAGAGGAUCAAGAAACAUACUAAGUCUACUGCCCGAAACAUUAAUUGGAAGUAUGUCCUGUAUUCAUUUGUUGAUCUUUUAUCGCCAAAUUCUUGGAGAUGUACUCCUGAAAGACAGACCAAGCAUGCAAAGUGCUGAUUUAAUUAGCAAUCCAGUGCUGGCCACCUUCCCCAAGCUCUUGGAGGAGCCUGACGUGAUGGAUGCCCUGCGGAGUUCAUGGGCUGAAAAAGAAAGCACAUUAAAGAGAUCAGAGAAGAGAGACAGAGAGUUCCUGAAGGCUGCAUUUCUCCUGGUUUACCACGACUGCGCACUGCCUCUGCUCCAUUCUACAGUCCUGCCUCCAUUCAGGUGGGCAGAGGAAGAGACUGAGGCUGCCCGCUGGAAGGUCAUCGCUGAUUUCCUUAAGCAAAACCGGGACAAUGAGGGUGCACUCCAGGCUCUGCUGUCACCAGAUGCAAUCCAUGAACCUUUUGACAUUUCGGAGCAGACCUAUGACUUCUUGGGUGAAAUAAGAAAGAAUGCAGCCUGACAGUGGUUGUCCUUAGCUUUCCACUGAAUCUGAGGAAUCCUCCAUGAUGACCUGAAUGAAAAGACAAAACCAAGAGUAACUCACAUUAUAACUUAGGCUUGACUCUUUUUUCUACAGACCACAUUGCAUAAGAAAUACUUCUCAUAAUUUGAAUGUUUUAAUAUCAUACAAUAAAUAUUUUUCAAAAACAAA
Manis pentadactyla (Chinese pangolin) is the source of this 2300-nucleotide messenger RNA. It is a transcript of the gene NPHP1, whose product is annotated as nephrocystin 1. The transcript is spliced from 20 exons. Gene Ontology annotation, molecular function: protein binding. Gene Ontology annotation, cellular component: cilium; cytoplasm. Gene Ontology annotation, biological process: protein localization involved in establishment of planar polarity. The coding region runs from base 48 to 2108 and encodes 686 amino acids. Lineage: Eukaryota; Metazoa; Chordata; Mammalia; Pholidota; Manidae. The record is from RefSeq and is a predicted model, not a curated record.